Messenger RNA from Bombyx mandarina (wild silkworm), 2942 nucleotides. RefSeq names its product protein IWS1 homolog. NCBI's taxonomy places the organism in Eukaryota, Metazoa, Arthropoda, Insecta, Lepidoptera, Bombycidae. The record is from RefSeq and is a predicted model, not a curated record.
AAAAACUGUAAUUUGUUUGAAGAAUUUGAAACCAUUUGUAAUUUGAGUAUAAUAAUUAAAUGGUGUUUUUAAUACAGAAUUUAUCGAAAAAUAUUACUCAGAGUGAAUUGUAUAUUUGAUUAAAGUGUAUAUCGAAAUGGAUGUCGAUACAGAUGGCAGGAAGUCUCGAUCCCGUAGUAGAUCUGUGGAUUCAGAAAUGUCUCAUGAUGGUUCCACACACUCAAGAAAAAAAUCCAGAUCAAAAUCUCGUUCUCGGUCCCGCAGCAUAUCACAUUCUCCCUCCAAGUCCAGAUCUAGAAGUGGGUCACAUACGUCUUCACGCUCAAAGUCUGGCUCGCCUGCUCGUUCUAGAAGCAGUAGCCCUGCAAAGUCUAGAUCCCGAAGUGGGUCACCGGCUAAAUCAAGAUCUCGUAGUGGAUCACCUGCAAAAUCUAGAUCCCGAAGUAGUUCCCGUGCGAAAAGUCGUACUCGGAGCGAAUCGCGGGCCGAGGCUCGUUCUAGAAGCGGCUCAUUGAAGUCUCGCAGCAGAUCACGAAGCGGUUCGAGAUCUAAGUUCAAUAACGCUUCCCAAAGAACAUCUCGCAGCGUCACUCCAAAAGUAGACAAGAGAGACAACAGAAGCAAAUCAGACUCCCCUGCCAACUUAGAGAUUGAUGAAGAUGCAACCAGCGCGAGGAGAUCGCGCAGUGGCUCUAAAGAAAGGAGAUCAAGAUCCAAAUCUGCUGGGUCCCGCGCCGGCCGCUACCGGUCUGCUGAAGCUGAGGGGCAAAGAAAAAGUAGGUCACAUUCGAGGUCCCAGCCACGAAAAUCACGAUCUCGUUCGCAUUCCAAAUCGCGCUCUCGCUCUAAAUCCCGCUCCAAAUCGCGUUCUCGCUCCAAAUCCCAUUCUCGCUCUAAAUCCCGCUCCAAAUCGCGCUCUCGCUCUAAAUCCCGCUCCAAAUCCCAUUCUCGCUCUAAAUCCCGCUCCAAAUCCCGUUCUCGCUCCAAAUCCCGUUCUCGCUCUAAAUCCCGCUCCAAAUCCCGUUCUCGCUCUAAAUCCCGCUCCAAAUCCCGUUCUCGCUCUAAAUCCCGCUCCAAAUCCCAUUCUCGCUCUAAAUCCCGCUCCAAAUCCCGUUCUCGCUCCAAAUCCCGUUCUCGCUCUAAAUCCCGCUCCAAAUCCCGUUCUCGCUCUAAAUCCCGCUCCAAAUCCCGUUCUCGCUCUAAAUCCCGAUCCAAAUCUCUCAUUAAAUCUCGUUCGAGAUCGAAGUCUAGGUCUCGUUCCAAGUCUCGCUCCGUGUCUCGAUCGCGCUCGAGGUCGCGCUCCGGCUCCAAGUCAGUGCGGUCAAGGUCCCAAUCAAGGUCCAGUUCUCGUUCCGGCUCCGGUUCGCCCUCGCGCAGGGGUAAAAAACGGCGAGCUGUUCGACUCGAUUCUGAUGAUGAAGGAGAGCCCAAGCGAGCCCGAGACGAGGGAGACGAGGCGCCCGAGGUGGAAGGGGAGGGGCGGGUGCUGGACACGGAAGCCGCGCAGCCCGACAGCUCCGACGAUGACAUCGCACCCGACUCUAAGAGUGCGGAGGCGGCGGGCGGGCUGUCCGACUUCGAGGUGAUGUUGGCGCGCAAGCGGGACGAGCGGCGGGGCCGGCGGCGGCGCAGGGACAUCGACAUCAUCAACGACAACGACGACCUCAUCGCGCAGCUGCUGCAGUCCAUGAGGCAGGCGGCCGACGAGGACAGGGAGCUCAAUCGCAAGAACCAACCCGCCGUGAAGAAGGUGUCCAUGCUGAAGACGGCCAUGUCGCAGCUGAUCAAGAAGGACCUGCAGCUGGCCUUCCUGGAGCACAACGCGCUCAACGUGCUGUGCGACUGGCUCGCGCCCAUGCCCAACCGCGCGCUGCCCUGCCUGCUCAUCCGCGAGACCGUGCUCAAGCUGCUCACCGACUUUCCGCCCAUAGACAAGUCGUUGCUGAAGCAGUCCGGCAUCGGCAAGGCCGUGAUGUACCUUUACAAGCACCCCAAGGAGACCAAGGCCAACAGAGAGCGAGCCGGCCGACUCAUCUCCGAGUGGGCCAGGCCCAUCUUCAACCUCUCCACAGAUUUUAAAGCCAUGACGCGGGAAGAGCGACAGGCACGAGAUGAAGCCAUGGCGGGCGGGCGGCGGCGGGAUGACCCCGGACCCUCCGCCAGCGCGCAAGACGAACCCAGGGCGCGGCGGCCGGGCGAGGCGGGCUGGGUGGCGCGCGCGCGGGUGCCGCAGCCCUCCACCAAGGACUACGUGUACCGACCCAAGUCCACCUGCGACCUGGACAUGUCCCGGACCACUAAGAAGAAGAUGACCCGCUACGAGAAGCAAAUGAAGAAGUUCGUGGAUCAGAAGCGACUGAAGAGCGGCUCGCGGCGCGCGGUCGAGAUCUCCAUCGAGGGCCGCAAGAUGGCGCUGUGAGCCGCCAGCCCCAUUCAUGUAAUCGCUUGUGCUCUACUAGGUACACCGACUCUAUAUAGUUCAUUAUAGUAAAUAGAAGUAUGUCAAAUGAACGUUGCAGUAAAUAGACACUGCGGACGUGGCCCGGGGGAGGCCGAGUCGUACUUUACACUAUGUUAAAAUGUAUUGUGACAGUUUAUUUGAUUUCAACAGGAAAAAUACAAUGCGUUGUAUUAACACUAUAUAUACAUAGUUACUUAUCGACCGAGUGCUUUACUGAAGUCGAUUUUUAAGGAAUAAAUUAUAAACAGAACAUCUUAAAAUAUGUUGUGAAAUUUUUGAAUUCUGCCUCGAACGGGGCGGUCUUCUUAAACCAGUGAUGACGCGUCACACGUUGGCGCCGUGGGAGGCGGUGACGCGCGCGUGUGACGUCACGCGCGUGGCGCCGCGCGCGCUCGGCCAGGGAACGGAGCGGCCGCUCGCCGGCGCUGCUAAUAUGUGAUGUUACUUUUAAGUUAACAAUAAAUAAGUUAUAAAAAUUAUA